AUCAAUCAAUAUCAACUGCCGAGUGCAAUGGACGAAGCUCAUGUGGCCAGCUCAACUCCUCUUGUCAAAUCCGUCGGUUCAGAGCACUCAUCUUCACCAGCUGCUCACUUGUCUAGAACUAGAGGCACCGGCAGCACUGCUAUUGUUCGCGGAUUGUCGAGUGUCACGUGGAACUCAGGAGGAGUUGCACCAUCUACAUCACACGGUCACGAAUCAGGUUUUAACAUUGAUCUUCAGAAGUUCAAGAGAUUGGAAGCUCGAAUGUCUGAGUUUGAAGGUGACAACUCUAAUCUGAGCAAUGCUAGUGCAUCAUCUGUCAGCGAUCAUGAUGAAACCGACGAGGGUUUGAAGACACCGAACAACAAAAGGAAACGGAAAUUAAAAAUUGAUUCUCACGAACAACCAUCAGGUGUUGGGAAACAUUCUAAAGUUGAUCCAACUAAGAAGAUCAGCGACUUUUUUGGCAAGGCGACAUUGUCAGGAGUUUCUACUGAAAACAGCUGUGCAAGUAUAGCAAAGAGAACAUUGAAUCGGUCUCAACCUGAUGCAAACGGAGAAGUGACAAGACAACUGUCGGUAGCUUGUUGUCAGACUGAAGUGACAUCUGUGGACAUGAAUCGGUUGGAAGUGGAAAAUGGUAUUAUUCAGGAUGGCCUAGCUGCUAAAGAUGCCGAAAUAGAACGUCUUAAAAAGGAACUGGACAAUCUAAAAGAACAGGCUGCUCGUGACCGAAGUGCUUUUGAUAAAGAGAGAGAAGAAGCUGAGAAGUCUGUAGAAAAGUGUUUAAAAGUCAACAAAGAGCUGCUGAUAGAGAAAGCACAAGCUCAACACAGGGAGGUUCGAGAGACAUGUAUGAGGAAUAGAUUACGGCUAGGACAAUUUGUCACACAACGGCAAGGGCAUCAGUUUGCUGAGGUUUGGCAAGACGGCUAUGCAUUUGCUGAACUUUCUCGCAGAGUUGAGUCGAUAUCACAACAAAGGGAGGAAGUAGAACGACAACGCAGACUGCUGACAAAAAGGAAACCACCUACCGGUGCAGCUGCGGAGAAAAAGCUCGUCAAACAGAAGCAAUCACAGAGUGAAGGAGACACGUUUGUUAAACCCAAUCCACCUGCUACACUGUCACCUGAGGACUACUUUGAACAGGAGGAUAUUUUCAAGUUGAGAUUGUUGACCUUGAAAAAGGAGGAGGCCGAUCUUCAGUCAGAAGUAGAGAAACUGGAGAGGGAAAGAAAUGUGCAUAUUCGAGAGCUGAAGAGGAUUUCAAGUGAAGAUCAGUCAAGGUUUAAAGGAAAUCCGACUUUGAAUGAGCGUUACCUGUUAUUUAGACUUCUUGGUCGUGGUGGUUUCAGUGAAGUUUUUAAAGCCUUUGAUGUCAAGGAGCAACGGUAUGUUGCCUGUAAAAUUCACCAACUCAACAAAGAAUGGAAGGAAGACAAGAAGGCUAAUUACAUUAAACAUGCUCUACGAGAGUACAACAUUCAUAAGAAACUCCAUCAUCCGAGGAUUAUACAGUUGUUUGAUGUGUUUGAGAUUGAUCAGAACUCAUUCUGUACUGUAUUGGAAUUUUCUACUGGCAAUGAUCUAAACUUCUAUCUAAAGCAACACAAAUCAAUACCAGAGAAAGAGGCUCGAAGUAUAACAAUACAGACUGUAAGGGCUUUAAAGUAUCUCAAUGAGAUCAAGCCACCUGUCAUACAUUAUGACUUAAAACCUGGAAACAUAUUGCUUGGAUCGGGAGCACUGAGUGGCGAAGUGAAAAUUACUGAUUUUGGCUUAAGCAAGAUAAUGGAAGAUGAAGCAGCAUCUGACAUGGAGCUCACAUCUCAAGGGGCUGGAACGUAUUGGUAUUUGCCUCCAGAAUGCUUCGUUGUUGGUACGGAGCCUCCCAAAAUCUCAUCCAAGGUUGAUGUCUGGUCUGUCGGUGUGAUAUUUUACCAGUGCCUGUAUGGCAAAAAGCCUUUUGGUCACAACCUGUCACAGGCAUCUAUACUAGAGCAGAACACGAUACUAAAUGCAACCGAGGUGCAAUUUCCAUCGAAACCAUUGGUGAGCAGCGAGGCGAAAGACUUCAUUCGGAGAUGUCUUGUGUAUCGGAAAGAGGAUCGUGCCGAUGUAUUGACUCUGGUCAACGAUGCCUACCUGCAGCCGAAGAAAGCUGCAACGGCCGCCACUGCAACCGCCAGUGCCACUGCAACCACCAGUGCCACUGCAACACAAUCCAACACAGAGUAACAAACAUAUUGACGUAGAUGUAUUAAGAUUGAGUUCGAUUUAUGCAACGAGUAUCGUUGGAUGUAAAUUAAAAGAGGAGACACUCGGAUUAUGUUUAUUCAUUUUUCAAGCUUUGUGUUUACCAAUUUCAAAUUUUGAAAAUUGCAACUGAUUCUCAA
Messenger RNA from Corticium candelabrum, 2393 nucleotides. Its product is annotated as serine/threonine-protein kinase tousled-like 2. Gene Ontology annotation, biological process: intracellular signal transduction; peptidyl-serine phosphorylation; chromosome segregation. The coding region runs from base 28 to 2235 and encodes 735 amino acids. The transcript is spliced from 27 exons. Gene Ontology annotation, cellular component: nucleus. The record is from RefSeq and is a predicted model, not a curated record. Gene Ontology annotation, molecular function: ATP binding; protein serine/threonine kinase activity. Lineage: Eukaryota; Metazoa; Porifera; Homoscleromorpha; Homosclerophorida; Plakinidae.